Messenger RNA from Oncorhynchus nerka (sockeye salmon), 7028 nucleotides. RefSeq names its product unconventional myosin-IXb-like. Gene Ontology annotation, biological process: intracellular signal transduction; lamellipodium morphogenesis; actin filament-based movement. NCBI's taxonomy places the organism in Eukaryota, Metazoa, Chordata, Actinopteri, Salmoniformes, Salmonidae. Gene Ontology annotation, cellular component: actin filament; myosin complex; lamellipodium. The record is from RefSeq and is a predicted model, not a curated record. Gene Ontology annotation, molecular function: actin filament binding; ATP binding; ATP hydrolysis activity.
UAGAGUAGCUGGCUAGCAGUUAUUAGUCAGCUCGAAAAGACAGCCAGUAGGUUUGAAAAGGAUGUACAAUUCAACGUAUUUUACUACAAGACAGGUUUUAAUAUUCGGGUAAGAUAGCAAUAGCAAACAGGUACACCACCUUGUAGAUACAUAACUUUGCGGGUUGCUUAUGUUUUUGACCGUUAGCUAAUUUAAUUGCGUAAUUUUACUGCUUGAUUCUGAACGACAACGUCCUUAGCUAACAGGCUAACGUUAGCUGAAUGUAUUUGGUUAGCCAGUCUUGAUUUAAUCAACAAGGGAACUACAAAAGCAGCUUUUUAAAUUAUCCGUCAGUUGUAUGCGGGAAACACAAUAAGGAAAGGAGUCAUCUUAGACGAUGAGAAAAACAACUGAACAAGGUGCUGGGUGGUGAGAGAACAGAAGGCAGCGUGGACGGCAUGCUGAGGCGACUACACCUGCCCCAGAAUGAGUGUCAAUGAUGGCGAAGGCGGAGCAGCUAGCAAAGAUGGGCGGGCCUACAGCCUGCAGGUUUACCCACGGCUCUCAGCGGACUGCUCACCUUGCUGUUCCCUCAAGGUGCCCAAGGAUGCCACGGCUGCCUCUGUCAUCCAGGACGCAGCCUCGGCCCUGGGUGUGGACCCGCAACUUCUCUACGUGCUGGCCGAGGUGAAGGAGUGCGGCGGGGAGGAGUGGGUGCUGGAGUCGGGGGACCUCCCCGUCCAGAGGGUCCUGCUGUGGCCUCGCAAAGCCCAGGAGCAGCACCCCCAGAGCGAGGGCUUCUACUUUGUUCUCCAGGAGAGGAACCGCGACGGCACCAUCCACUACGUCCACCUUCCCGUCCUCUGCAAGGAGCAGGAGGCACAGAGGUUGGCGGCCAGAGGCUUCCUCCCCCCGCGCCAGGAGGACUUUGAUGACCUGUGCAACCUCCCAGUGCUCAAUGAGAGCAGCAUCCUGGAUAACCUGCGCAACCGCUUCCACAAGAAAAAGAUCUACACCUAUGCCGGGUCUAUCCUCAUUGCCAUCAACCCCUUCAAGUUCCUACCCAUCUACAACCCCAAGUACGUCAAGAUGUACGAGAACCAUCAGCUGGGGAAACUGGAGCCGCACAUCUUUGCCAUCGCGGACGUGGCCUACUACGCCAUGCUAAGAAAGAGGGUAAACCAGUGCAUCGUUAUCUCUGGGGAGAGCGGCUCAGGAAAGACGCAGAGCACCAACUUCCUCAUCCACUGUCUGACUGCCCUCAGCCAGAAGGGCUAUGCCAGUGGAGUGGAGAGGACCAUCCUGGGUGCUGGGCCUGUGCUGGAGGCGUUUGGGAAUGCCAAGACGGCCCACAACAACAACUCCAGCCGUUUUGGGAAGUUCAUCCAGGUCAACUACUUGGAGAGCGGGGUGGUGAGAGGGGCAAUCGUAGAGAAGUAUCUCCUGGAGAAGUCUCGCCUGGUCUCCAGAGAAAAGAAUGAGAGGAACUACCAUGUGUUUUACUAUCUACUGGUGGGAGCGUCCGAGGAGGAGCGCAAGGAGUUCAAACUCCUGCAGCCUGAAGAUUACCUCUACCUCAAGCAGCAAAACUUUAAGAUCGAAGAUGAAGAAGACCUGCGUCAUGAUUUUGAGAGGCUGCAGCAGGCCAUGGAGAUGGUGGGCUUCCUGUCUGCCACUAAGAAACAGAUCUUCUCUGUGCUGUCGGCCAUCUUGUACCUGGGCAACGUGACGUACAGGCAGACGUCUACAGGCCGAGACGAGGGACUGGACGUGGGACCACCGGAAGUCCUGGCUACCCUCUCAGACCUGCUCAAGGUGGAAGAGGAGUUGCUGGUCGAGGCACUAACUAAGAGGAAAACGGUGACAGUCAAUGACAAGCUGAUUCUGCCCUACAGCCACAGUGAGGCCAUCACUGCGAGAGACUCCAUGGCCAAGUCUCUGUACAGUGCACUGUUCAACUGGAUUGUCCUGCGCAUCAAUCAUGCCCUGCUCAACAAGAAAGACAUGGAGGAAUCUGUCCCGUGUUUGUCAAUAGGGGUCCUGGACAUAUUUGGCUUUGAGGACUUUGAGACCAACAGCUUUGAGCAGUUCUGUAUCAACUAUGCAAACGAGCAGCUUCAGUAUUACUUCAACCAGCACAUCUUCAAACUUGAGCAGGAGGAGUACCAGGCGGAGGGCAUCACCUGGCACAACAUAGACUACACUGACAACGUGGGCUGCAUCCACCUCAUCAGCAAGAAGCCCACUGGUCUCCUGUACCUACUGGACGAGGAGAGCAACUUCCCCCAUGCCACUGAUAAGACCCUGCUGGCCAAGUUUAAGCAGCAGCACCAGGAGAAUAAGUACUUUGUGCCCACGCCUGUGAUGGAGCCUGCCUUUGUCAUCCACCACUUUGCUGGGAAAGUCAAAUACCAGAUCAAGGACUUCCGGGAGAAGAAUACGGACCACAUGCGUCCAGACAUUGUGGCUCUACUGCGCAGCAGUGACCGAGCCUACGUGCGUCAGCUGAUCGGGAUGGACCCUGUGGCCAUGUUCCGCUGGGGCAUCCUGCGAGCCACCAUCAGGGGGAUGGCUGCCUUCAACGAGGCUGGACGCCACUGGGCCACCAAGACCGCAGGUGUGCAGCGCCCCACUUCCAGGACUCCUUUGGGGGAGCUGCAGAGGUCCAACACGCCUGUAGAAAGGAUGUACCGACGGGCUUCUAUGCUCGAUUUCUACUUUGAUCACUCUGACGAGCGCCCACUAGAGGCCUUCGAAGACAUCUUUGCUAGCUAUGAGAGUAAGAAGAAAAACAAGAACGCGAAGCAGAAACAGAUCAUACCCAAGAGCCUGCUGGACUCUCGCUCCCUGAAGUUCAUCGUCGGUCGGACCAUCCACGACCGCUCCACCAAGUCUCUGCAUCACCUCAACAAGAAGAAGAAGACCCCCAGCAUCAGCGCUCAGUUCCAGACGUCUCUGACAAAGCUGCUGGAGAAUCUGGGCAGAGCAGAGCCCUUCUUCGUCCGCUGUAUUCGCUCCAACUCUGAGAAGAAGGAGAUGUGUCUGAAUGAGACCCUGGUGCUGCAGCAGCUGCGCUACACAGGCAUGCUGGAGACUGUUCGCAUCCGAAGGUCUGGCUAUGGAGCCAAGUACACCUUCCAGGAAUUCAUCGAGCAAUUCCGAGUGCUGCUGCCCAAAAACGCCACACCCUCCAAGCCAGAGGACAUCUCAGCCUUGUUCCAGAGGAUGAAUCUAGACCACACCACCUACCAGAUAGGCAAAACCAAGGUUUACCUGAAGGAACUAGAGCGUCAGCAGCUGCAGGACACGCUGCACAAGGACGUGAUGCGUAAGAUCAUCUUCCUGCAGCUCUGGUUCAGGGCGCGCCUGGAGAGGAGGUACUUCUUGGAGAUGAGACAGGCGGCCAUCUUGAUCCAGCGUGCAUGGCGUAGGCAACACAAGGAGAGACGGCGUCAGGCGGCCACGCUGAUUCAGGCCGUUUGGAGGGGCUCUAGACAGAGAUCACAGUACCUCCGAAGGCGGACCAGCAUCAAGAAGAUACAGGCUCUGGCCAGAGGACACUCAGCACGGAGGAGGUGCCAUUCAAUACGGGAGGACAGGAGGAAAAAGGAGGAUGAGGAAGAGGAGGCCAGGAGGGAGGAAGCUGCAGCUAGGCUAGUGAGAGAGGCAGAGGAGGCAACCCGACUGGAAAUGGAUGCAGAGGAAGAGGCGUUCAGGAGAAAGAAAGAGGCAGAGUGGGAGUCCGCAGAGAGGAGGGUGAGGGAGAAUGAAGAGGCAAGGCUGAGGCAGGCAGAAAGCGUCAAUGAGGAACCUGAGACACAGGAGGAACUAGAGGCAGAGGUGGUAGCUGAAAGGACUCUAGAUGAGAGCCGGCAUUGGGACAAAGUGCCUGUCCAGGACAAGGAGGAGCAGAGGGAGGAAGUGGAAGAUGGAGAAGCUGCAGCUAGUUCACCUUCUGAGAAGGUGGAAACGGGGAAUGCCUCUGCAGUCUCCCAGCCUGAUAAGGGCAACAGUACACAGGCUGAGGCUGGGCCCCAGCUGGAGGAGGAGAGCCAGGCUGUGGAGGAACAGGAGCAAGCCCACUCCGAGGAGCCAGAGGAGCGGGGGACCACAGAGGCAGCUGCCCCCCACUCACCAGAGAGACACAAGGGGGCUCAGGCGGCUGCGGAGGCUACCCCCUCCGCAGACCCCCAGUCAGGGCAGAAGAAGUUACGUCCUCCCCCCCACAAGGUCACAGCCUCCAGGAGCCAGGAGAAGAGGGAGCUUCGGCGCCAGCGGGGCCUGGAACACAGCCAGAGAGAGAGUAAGCGGGUCGCCUCGGCAGCCACCAAGGAGGAGCCAUCCCCUAAGGUCAUAGAUCAGGAGGCAGCCAGCCGAGCCGAGGAAAAGCCAAAAGGCCGGACGGAUAGCAAGGAGAUGGACCAGUACACCUUUGUAGCCUGGAAGAAGGACGACAAGGGGAAGAAGGAAGCCAAAGCCACCACCCCUGCUCCUAUACGCCCCAGCACCUUACCCCUGAACCCCGCUGAGCCAAUGGCUAACAGGAACGGCCAUGAGGUCCUGGGUCCAGGCAACCUGACUCGGUACAGCCAACAGGACGCUAUGAAGGAGAAGGCAGAGAAAUGGAAGGAGGGAAAGAUUGAUGUACAACAACCAGAGAGUACCAGUCCUCCUGAGGCCCACAGCAAGGACAGGAUAAAAAAAUAUUCACAGAGUGUUGGAAACUCGUCAUCUUUUGAUGCUAUGUCCCCUGGAUCGGCUGGUGCUACGUCAAACAGAGAGGUCAGAUCACGUUACCGUAAACGUGCCAAACACAAACGUCGGCUAGCUCGUAGACGCUCGCCUUUUAAGAAAAGUGCAGAAGUGGACUAUUGGACCUGCUUCCCUUUGUCCCCUGUGGGCCCAAGCAGGCCCUUGCACUCAAAGUCCAUGGAUAAGUCUCCUACAGAGGAUGGGUCAAAGGGCAGCAUGAAGAGGAGGACCCAUGACACAUCAGGCCACCAGGACACUGUCCAUACUCAUCCUUCCACCCCAGAGAAACCCUCAGGGUUCCUGAGGAAGAUCCUGAAGAAACGUCCCCAUAAGGAGCCUCAGACCCCUGACGAUGUAGAACUGACCAUGGCCCAGGCCCUGAUCGAACGAGGAGAAGACCCGGCUAGUGGAGGUCGGGCGGUGAGCCGGAACCCCACCAUCAAGAUCAGCCGGGCCACACGGGUCUCAGAGCAGUGGAACGCCUCACUGGACCGGGAGAUUACCAAUGCCAACGAGCUCCGACAUCUGGAUGAGUUCCUGGGGAAUCAGGUGAAUGACUUCCGCUCCAGGGGGAAGCAGUUGUCGGCAACCGAGCACAUCUUCGUCACAGCCACCAUGCAGUUCAGAGAGACCAUCAAGGGAAUGUACUCUCUCCCAAAACCCCACAUUGGCUACAACGGUCUGAUGCGUGGCUACCAGAACAAGGUGAUCAGCCUGGCCGGAGACAAGCAGAAGGGUGAGGUGCAGCUGGUGGUAAACCUCUUUCAGUCUGUCCUGGACGGCUUCAUACGGGGAGAGAUCAAGAAAGAGGAGGCAGAACCAGCUAAGCCUGAUAAAACUCGGAAGAAGAGGCGCAAAAAAUACAAGAGUAUGGAGAACCCUUUGGACCAUGUGUUCAGCACGUACCAGGUUAACAUCAUGCAGUCCUGUGACCAGUGCAGCUCCUAUAUCUGGGGCAUGGAGAAAGCCUGCAUGUGUAGCUAUUGCAAGAUGGUGUGCCACAAGAAGUGCCUCUGCAAAAUUGUCACAGACUGCUCCACGUUUUGUGUCAAAAAGAGUGAUGAGGAGUCUGGAGGCCUGCACUUUGGGGUGCGAGUCUGUCACCUGACCAGCGACAAAAACACUGUUCCCAUGGUGCUGGAGAUAAUGCUGGAGCACGUGGAGAUGAACGGCCUGUACACGGAGGGGAUCUACCGCAAGUCUGGCUCUGCCAACCGCAUGAAGGAGCUCCACCAGCUAAUGGAGACUGACCCCCACGCUGUGUGCCUGGAGGACUACCCCAUCCACACAGUGACGGGGCUGGUCAAACAGUGGCUGAGGGAGCUGCCUGACCCCCUCAUGACCUUCAUUCAUUACAAUGACUUCCUUCGGGCCGUAGAACAUCCUGAAAAGCAAGAACAGCUACAUGCCAUCUACAAAGUGUUGGAAGAACUCCCCACUGCAUGCUUCAACACCUUGGAAAGGCUUGUCUUCCAUCUAGUCAGAGUGUCUAAGGAGGAGUCUCACAACCGCAUGUCUCCCAACUCCCUGGCCAUCGUGUUUGCCCCCUGCAUCCUCCGCUGUCCCGACAGCGCCGACCCGCUCAUGAGCAUGAGGGACGUGGCCAAGACCACCACGUGUGUGGAGAUGCUGAUCAACGAGCAGAUCCGAAGCUACAACGAGAAGAUGGAAGAGAUUGAACAGCUGGAGUAUGCAGAGGCUCUGGCCGUCAACCAGCUCAAACUCAAGAGGCAGAACACGCUGCACUGGCAUUUGCCCCUCAGGUUUUCUGCUCCGUACAAAGGAGUGGUGGUGCAUGAGAAAGAGUGCUCUGACCCGACUGUGGUCCCUGGGAACGAUGUUCCGCUGGACUCCGAUACGGAGGCUGAGAAGAACCUGAUGGCGCGCAUCAAGUCCAUCAAACAGGAGAAGGAGGAACUAGCCUACAGACUGCCAGAGCUGGAGCAGCCUGGUUCAGACCAGGAGAACCUGGAUUCUGAGGCGUCGGUGAGCUCUGAGAGCCUGCUGGACGAGCGCUGCCACAACUCUGAGCCCGAAGGCCAAGCUGACCUUGCCCAGAGACCUAAGGCCCCAGGGGGCAUUCCUCUCUCUGCAACCUAGUCUCCUCUGGCUCCACCUCCCGGCCACAACGCCAUCGCCCCAUCAUCCUCGGCACAGUAAAGCUGCCGCCGGGCAUCCGCUCGCAGCCCCCCGCUGCGGCCCUCAACCCCUCCUGCCAGCCAUGGCUUCAGCCUGAUCAAGAGGCGGAAACAGCCCGCCCGACGCAAAGAAGGCACCCAGUCCCUGUACAUCAGUCC